CCGCGACGAGAGCUCUUCGCCAUAAGCCAGGCCAAACCCCAAUCCUAUCUCUGCACCCUCGUCCCCAGCAGCCCCAGGCUACUUACUCAAGAUGGGACAACAAGGAAGUCAAUUGUUGAAAGACAUUGAGGAGAACUCAAAUUUCUCCAAGGCUGAGAUCACAAGACUCAAGCGCAGGUUCAUGAAGCUAGACAAGGACGGUUCUGGCUCCAUUGACAAAGACGAAUUUCUACAAAUCCCCGCCAUCGCCAACAACCCCCUCGCCCUCCGCAUGAUCGCCAUCUUUGACGACGAUGGAGGCGGAACUGUUGAUUUCCAAGAAUUUGUUGCUGGUCUCUCUGCCUUUUCUUCUCAAGGGUCAAGAGAGGAGAAGCUCAAGUUUGCAUUUAAGGUGUAUGAUAUGGAUCGGGACGGAUUGAUCAGUAAUGGAGAGCUCUUCUUGGUGUUGAAGAUGAUGGUGGGGAACAAUCUCAAAGAUCAGCAAUUGCAGCAGAUUGUUGACAAGACGAUUAUGGAGGCAGACAAGGAUGGUGACGGCAAGCUCUCGUUCCAAGAGUUCACAGAUCAAGUGGCAGCCACAGAUAUUGCCAGGCAAUUGACGCUGGACGAGAUCUUCUAGCUUCAGACGGAGACAGUAUCCGCACGCAUAUUGGUCAUGAUCGCACUCGCCAAUGCCAUUCUUCACGAGCAGACUUCCCCUCAUAAGCAGCCUAGAAGAUGGACAUCUGACAAAUGGGGAGCCGGUACUGGUCCAGCUUCCAAUACUCCCUUCUCACACCCCUCCAGACUU
This is a messenger RNA of Microstroma glucosiphilum, 790 nucleotides long. Its product is annotated as putative CNB1-calcineurin B, regulatory subunit. Lineage: Eukaryota; Fungi; Basidiomycota; Exobasidiomycetes; Microstromatales; Microstromataceae. The coding region runs from base 92 to 619 and encodes 175 amino acids. The transcript is spliced from 4 exons. Gene Ontology annotation, molecular function: calcium ion binding; calcium-dependent protein serine/threonine phosphatase regulator activity. The record is from RefSeq and is a predicted model, not a curated record.